Synchiropus splendidus (mandarinfish) is the source of this 1348-nucleotide messenger RNA. It is a transcript of the gene anxa3a, whose product is annotated as annexin A3a. The transcript is spliced from 14 exons. The coding region runs from base 132 to 1154 and encodes 340 amino acids. Gene Ontology annotation, cellular component: cytoplasm. Gene Ontology annotation, molecular function: calcium-dependent phospholipid binding; calcium ion binding. Lineage: Eukaryota; Metazoa; Chordata; Actinopteri; Syngnathiformes; Callionymidae. The record is from RefSeq and is a predicted model, not a curated record.
CAGACUCACCUGUGGUUCUGAGUCAGGAGACGCCUCUGUGCGACCAGGAAACUGCUUGUCAGAGAAGCGUGUGAGAACAGGAGCUCCCUCCACGAGAGAGUUGCAUCAUCUUCAUCGUCUUCAUCAUCAACAUGGCGUCUGUGUGGAAUGACUUGGAGGGUCUGCUGGAGGCUCCGUCUGCUUCUGAUGGGGGAAGAUCCACCAGGGGGAGCAUCAAGCCUCCAUCCAACUUCAACCCAGAAGAAGAUGCAGCAGACUUGAGGAAGGCCCUCAAGGGGCUCGGGACUGAUGAGAAAACCUUGGUGCAGAUCCUGACGCAGAGAAGCAACGCUCAGCGGCAGGUCAUCUGCCAAGCAUACCGCUGUCAGUACGACCAGUCUCUGCUGGACGAUGUGAAGGGCGACACUGGAGGAGACCUGGGUGACAUGCUGGUGGCGCUGCUGUGUCCCCCUGCAGUGUACGACUGUCAUGAGGUCAUCAAGGCCAUGGAGGGGGCGGGGACUGAGGAAGGCGUCCUGAUGGAGAUCUUCUCCUCCAGAACCAACGCUCAGAUCCGUGCGCUCGCCGACGUCCACCUGGAAGAGACCGGGACGGCCCUGACUCACCGGCUGAAGAAGGAAGUUUCCGGGGAGUUCUCCGACGCCCUGCUCAUCCUGGCCCAGGCGGAGAGAGACGAGUCUGGACACCUGAACACUGAACAGGCGAUGGAGGACGCUCAGGUCCUCUAUGAAGCUGGAGAGAAGAAGUGGGGCACUGACGAGUCCAAGUUCAUUGAGAUCCUGUGCCGCAGGAGCGUGGCUCAGCUGCGCCGCACUCUGCUGGAGUACAAGAACCUCAGCGGGAAGACUCUGCAGGAGAGCAUCGAGAGCGAGAUGUCAGGCGACCUGCAGGAGUUGCUGGUCAGCGUCGUCAAGUGUGUGAAGAACCCGGGGGCGUACUUCGCCGAGCGGCUGCGCCAGAGCAUGAAGGGUGGCGGAACCUGUGAAGCCAGCCUGAUCCGGAUCAUGGUGAGCCGCUCGGAGGUGGACAUGCUGGACAUCAGGGCCCAGUUCAAGAGGCUGUAUGAGCACUCGCUGCACUCAGCCAUUGAGUCCGACCUGAGCGGUGACCUUCAGGACGGCGUGCUGGCGCUGUGCGGCGGAGACGAUGACUAACAGACCACGCCCCCAGUGGUCCUUCCUGUCUGUUCACUCAUGACAUGAAACACCUUGCAGCCGCGUCUCUGACUCUUAUGACCUCAGGUGACCCCAACAGGCUGUAACCUCUGACCUCUCCCUCAAGCAACAAUUCGAUGUUGCUGCAGCGCCCCCUGUUGGCUUGACUACGGAAGGAAAACCUAAAUGUUUCU